AUGGAAGAAGAAUGCCCCAAUCCCCUGCUCCUCACUUGGGUCAAGGAGUGGCUGGACACAGCACGAGAGCGCAACUCAAAAGGCUUCACCACCUAUCGAAACGCCCAUGAAUCUCUCAAAGCAUGCCCUCUGGUUUUUCACCACCCUGCCGAGCUGCAGCAGUUGAAGGGCUUUGGCCCAAAGUUGUGCGAGAGACUGACCGACAAGCUCCAGAAAUACUGCCAGGAGAACCAUCUGCCCAUGCCGGAACAUCCUCAAGUAAGGAAGGCUGCUAAGAAGGCCCAACUAGACGAGGAGACUGCUGCCGCUGCCGCCGCCGCCGAGGGAGGUUCCGCCCCAAAGAAGCGCAAGGUGCGACAACCCAAGGCCUACGUUCCAAGUUUUCGCUCGGGCGCCUAUGCACUCUUGGUUGGCCUAUCGACCCAACCCGACGACACCACCUCGGGUAUGACCAAAGCAGACCUGAUUCAAGUCUCGCAGCCCCAUUGCGAUUCCUCCUUCACCGCACCAAGCGACCCGACCAAGUUUUACACGGCGUGGAACUCGAUGAAGACAUUGGUCCAAAAGGAACUCGUCUAUGAGAGGGGGAGACCCUUGCGGCGCUACCUCUUGACCGACGAGGGAUGGGAAGUCGCCAGACGGAUAAAAGAAACCCGUGAAUGGAAAGCAGACAACAACAGCAACAACAACAACGCGGAUGCCGCUCAUGCCGCCUCGGUGCGGCCUGCCCGCUCGCCGCCUGCCGAGAUUGAGGUUGUUGAAAGGGACACUGCAGCCGAGGGAAAUGCCGUGGACGGCUCGUUGCCCGCUUUCCAACCCAUCAAACUGGUCCCGGGUUCGUUUUCCGUUCGUCUAGUUCUGGACGUGCGUGAAGUCCGGGCCAAGACGGAUCGUGACUACAUGCAAGAGGAGCUGGCCAAGCUCGAUGCCGCGCCGCUGAUGAGAAGUUUGGAAGUGGGCGACGCCCAGUGGGUUGCCAAGUGCCAUGAUCCCACAUUGCUCCAGAGGCUCGGCGCCGAGGGAGACGAGGUCGUGCUGGACUGGAUUGUGGAACGAAAGCGCCUCGACGACUUGAUUGGCAGUAUCAAAGACGGACGAUUUCACGAGCAAAAGUUUCGCCUCAGGCGCUCUGGUGUCCAAAACGUCAUAUAUAUCAUCGAAGACAUCACCAUGGACCCGCAGACCCUCCAGAGGUACGAGGAGGCCGUACAGUCUGCCAUUGCCUCGACACAAGUUGUCAAUGGGUACUUUGUCAAGCGGACCUCCAAAAUGGACGAGACUGUCAGGUACUUGUCGCGUUUGACCGCCGUGCUGAAGCGCAAGUACGAGAAACAGCCGCUGCAUGUCAUUCCGUCGAGGGUGAUUACUGCGCAGAAUUACGCCCCUUUGCUGCGGCAUUUGAGAGAGACUCAGCCGUCCGUGGGCCAUUACGUUACGUACCAGGCCUUCUCCUCGCUGGCGUCCAAAUCAGAAAUGAUGACGCUGCGAGACGUCUUUUUAAAAAUGUUAAUGACAACCAGGGGAGUGACGGGGGAGCGAGCCCUCGAGAUUCAAAGACGCUGGCGCACACCCCACGAUUUCGUCAAGGCCUUUGAGGCUUGCGGGUCUGGAGAGACGGGUAGGAAACGCAAGCGAGAGCUGGUGUCGAGUCAACUUGGCCAUUUUGUCGGGAGGAAGAGCAUCAGCAAGGCUCUGAGUCAAAGGAUAUCUGAGGUUUGGGGCGACGCCUAG
Molecule: messenger RNA, 1731 nt
Organism: Metarhizium album ARSEF 1941
Lineage: Eukaryota; Fungi; Ascomycota; Sordariomycetes; Hypocreales; Clavicipitaceae
Product: DNA repair nuclease, XPF-type/Helicase
Exons: 1
Coding region: 1-1731 (576 amino acids)
Biological process (GO): resolution of meiotic recombination intermediates; DNA catabolic process; mitotic intra-S DNA damage checkpoint signaling
Cellular component (GO): Holliday junction resolvase complex; nucleus
Molecular function (GO): DNA binding; crossover junction DNA endonuclease activity; 3'-flap endonuclease activity
Source: RefSeq, a predicted model, not a curated record